AUGGAACUUAUUGAAACGGACAUUCGCAAGACAACUCAAGACCCAGAAGAGCAGAGUCUCUUCCUCAUCAACGCAUGGCCCACUCUGGAUGCAACGGAUUCAUCACAAGACGACUUUGACAAACUCUCGGGCAUCCACUGCAUGGUGGUCCUGGUCCGGAUGAUCAACAGCAUGCUUCCCGCCGAGGACAGAGAACAACGAUCUACGUCACGGCGCAACGACGUCAACCCCUUCAUGACGCGGACACGGCGCAAUGCGCCGCAAAACCUCAAGAGCGACCCCUUUGUACGGAUGAUUAAGAAAUGGGGGCCACAAUGCGAAUCCCUCAAGUUUCGGAACCUCGUGCAGGCGGAGCGCAUGAAUUCGACCCUCUGGGCAAGGCAUGAUCAGGGCUUGUUCGACAAGAUGAUCUGGCACCCUGAAAAAGGCGUUCGAGUAGACGCCACUGUCUUCCGAUGCGACGGCUCGCCGUACCCGCCGCCAGUCUCCGACGAGUACGCCAGACUUGACUGGAAAGUCGGCGCGCCAGGUCACACCUACUUUCUGCUGUAUUUUGUUGCGGGAAAACACUUUACAAGUGUUCGGAGCGAGAUUGCAGCCAACACCGCAAGCCGUCCCCCGAACCGGGGCGGUCCCAACGCGCCUCCCAGCCGUCCCCCGAACUGGGGCGGUCCCGGUGCGCCUCCUGGCCCUACGUGGUCUCAACAGCAGCAACAACAACAGCAGCGGCGGCCUCCGCCUCCUUAUCAGAAUCGAGACCCAGGCUCGUAUGGCCCCCAGCAGCAACGACAGCAAGAGCCAUCGUACAAUUACGGAGGAGAGUACGAAGACUACUACGACGACUAUGACGACUAUGACGACUAUGACGAUGGCCCUCGUGGACGCCCGCAGCAGCAGCAACGCCCUGGCCCUACGUGGCAGCAGCAACACCGGCAAGAGCCGUCGUAUGAGUACGGAAGAGACUACGACGACUACUAUGACAGUGGUCCUCGCGGACAGCCGCAGCAGCAGCAACAUCGUGGCCCAACGUGGCCCCAGCAACAACCGCCCCGGGGGGGUCAAGGUUACUACGGCUAUAACAACUGA
Molecule: messenger RNA, 1086 nt
Organism: Colletotrichum tamarilloi
Lineage: Eukaryota; Fungi; Ascomycota; Sordariomycetes; Glomerellales; Glomerellaceae
Exons: 3
Coding region: 1-1086 (361 amino acids)
Source: RefSeq, a predicted model, not a curated record